AUGUUUGACCUAAAAAAUUAUGGCAGGGUGAAACCUGCUAGUGAAAUAAGCGGAUUUUCAUCCUCAGGUGAUCUAUUUAAUUCUGCAAUUCAGAAUUGCAAUCCUGCAAUUAGGAAUAUUUCACAAGAUAAUUUUCAAAAAAAAUCCAUUAUUGACAAAGAAUCUCUUGAUUUGUUUUACGUUCCAACCGAUAUUUUUACAACUUUACCUGCACAUUAUCAACUAAAUAACGAGCCGCAACCGCAGUCAGUCUUACAAAUAAGUAAUUCUAAAGUUAGGGGACAAACUAAAUCCAAAACCAGAUCCUUAGAUCUUUCAAAGCCUGCUUCAAGUCAAGUACCUUCAAUCCCACCAACCCCUAUUUCUAAGGAUAAUAGUUCUUUAGGUACAUCUAAUUCUCCUUCAGGUUGGACAAUUGUUGGAAGACGAAAAUCAAUUGCAUCUGCUUCUAACGUACCUUCAACAACAGCAAUAACGACAACUAAAAGUGAUUUUGAUAAAACUCACGAUUUUCGAUUUGGAAAGAUUGAGAUCGAGUGGUUUGAUAAUUCUGAUAAUUCUGAAAUCAUAAGUGAUACCGAAAAUAUGAGUGAAAAACAGAAAACCAAAUCAAGUAGUGAUAAAGCAGUAAUACCUGCUGGCGAUUUCAUUCCGCUUAAGUCUGGAAAAACGAAUAUUAGUUAUGGUUUACUACAUUUGUAUCGUGAUCCGAGUGAAAUUCUUCUAUCAAAAGAUGACCAAAGUUUUAUUCGAGUUGAAAAGAACAAUAAAAAUAACUCUAGUAAAUCGAUUAGUCCUGAUUCAAAGCAAACCUCUAUUGAAAAACAAGAGGACUUUCCUGAAAUACUGAAUAAUGAUGAAACAAUAUUGGCCGUAUUGGCUGUGCCUUCUUUUAUGAGUGCUUCGGAUUUUCUAGCAUUUGUUGCUCCUGUACAAAGAUUUUUUCGACAUGCACGAGCUGCUUGGGAUUUUUAUAGACAAUUUAAUGGUCGUCCUUUCAGCUCUAUGGAGCCCGAAAUAUGCCAUGUGGUCUACAUAAAAUCUAUCGAAUUCAAGUCUACAUCUAUUCCACCUGAUGCAUUUCCCUUUUUACAUGAUCCUUUUAUACCCUCUACUCAAAACGAUACAUCGAAACCUAAUGAUCAGAAUCAACAAUCCUCUGUUUUAUAUGAACUUCCAACAUGUCCUGUAUGUCUUGAAAGAAUGGAUGCAUCGGUAACUGGGUUGCUCACGAUUCUGUGUCAACACACGUUCCAUUGUGAUUGUUUAAGUAAAUGGGGUGAUAGUAGUCAGAAAAGUAACGUUUUCGAUGCAUCAUUAGGACAAAAUGAAUGCGGUGUUUGUGGUGUCACUGAGAGUUUGUGGAUAUGUCUUAUAUGUGGCAAUAUUGGUUGUGGUCGAUAUCAAGAAGCACAUGCAUAUUGCCACUAUAAAGAAACUUCACAUUUAUAUGCAUUAGAAUUAGAAACUCAAAGGGUUUGGGAUUAUGCUGGUGACGGAUACGUACAUCGUUUAAUACAAAACAAAUCUGAUGGUAAAUUAGUAGAGUUACCUGGUCCUGAUGAAAAUCCACUUCAAAUGCAACAACCACGCGCGGAAGUUGACCAGGAUAAACUUGAUGCCAUUGGACUAGAAUACAGUUACCUUUUAUCAACUCAACUUUCUUCUCAACGAGUUUACUACGAAGAAAAACUUGAGUCGGUAACUCUUCAAUUAUCAAAGCUUACAAGUCAAAUUCAAAAAUUAGAAGAAGAUUUUUCAACUUUGAAUCAAGACAGGGAUAAAUAUAAAAAGGAAAAUGAAUUACUUGAAAAAGAAAAAAUCCCAUCUUUGAUAAAAGAGAAGAAGGUUUUUGAAAAGAAAAUAGAAAAAUUCACUGAAAAAUCAAAUAAACUCGAAAAAGAGUUGAGUGGUGAGAAAGAGUUAACAAAAUCUUUACUAAUGAAGCAAGAAUAUUUGCAAUCCCAAUUGGAAAAUAAAGACACAAAAAUUAAAGAUCUUGAAGAACAAGUGCGAGACUUAAUGUUUUUCUUUUCGUCACAGGAAAAGUUGAAAGAAAAUCCAGAGUUGGCUGGUGGGAAUAUCGUUGUUUCAGAAAAUAGUGGAAACAGUGGUGGGAAUGCGAGAAAGAAAAAAGGCAAAAGAUGA
This is a messenger RNA of Scutellospora calospora, 2148 nucleotides long. Lineage: Eukaryota; Fungi; Glomeromycota; Glomeromycetes; Diversisporales; Gigasporaceae. The record is from the annotation of a GenBank genome assembly.